Messenger RNA from Lotus japonicus, 675 nucleotides. Its product is annotated as protein NRT1/ PTR FAMILY 6.4-like. The record is from RefSeq and is a predicted model, not a curated record. Gene Ontology annotation, molecular function: nitrate transmembrane transporter activity. Bases 1 to 675 code for a protein of 224 amino acids. Gene Ontology annotation, cellular component: membrane. Gene Ontology annotation, biological process: transmembrane transport; response to nitrate. Lineage: Eukaryota; Viridiplantae; Streptophyta; Magnoliopsida; Fabales; Fabaceae. The transcript has a single exon.
AUGAACAGAAAAGUUGGAUCUCUAGAUAUCCCAGCAGGAUCACUACCAGCUUUUGUCAUCAUUACCAUUCUCCUCCUUACUUCCCUAAAUGAGAAACUCACAGUGCCAUUGGCUCGGAAAUUCACUCACAAUAUACACGGGCUCACAAGUCUUCAGAGGAUUGGAAUUGGACUUGUUUGCGCUACUGUUGCAAUGGUGGUUGCAGCAAUUGCUGAGAAAGAAAGAAGGGAUAAUGCAGUAAAAAAUCACACUAUAAUUAGUGCUUUUUGGCUGGUACCUCAGCUUUUUCUAGUGGCUACCGGGCAAGCAUUUGCCUAUGUUGGACAGCUAGAAUUUUUCAUCAGGGAGGCACCAGAGGGAAUGAAAUCUAUGAGCACUGGACUUUUCCUAACUGCAAUUUCAAUGGGGUAUUUUGUCAGUAGCUUAUUGGUGUCAAUUGUGGACAAAUUGAGUAAGAAAAAGUGGUUCAAGAGCAAUCUGAACAAGGGAAGGUUAGAUUACUUCUAUUGGCUGCUAGUUGUGCUGGGAGUACUGAAUUUUAUACUCUUUAUUGUCUUGGCAAUGAGGCAUCAUUACAAAGUUCAGCACAACAUAGAGCCUGAAGACAAUGUAGAUAAAGAGCUUGUGAUUGCAAAUGAGGUCAAAAUUGGUGUUGAUGGAAAGGAAGAAGCAUAG